This is a messenger RNA of Xyrichtys novacula (pearly razorfish), 330 nucleotides long. NCBI's taxonomy places the organism in Eukaryota, Metazoa, Chordata, Actinopteri, Labriformes, Labridae. The record is from the annotation of a GenBank genome assembly.
AUGAGAGCAGUGGAAAAACAAGCUAAAUGGGGAGAAGAGGAAACUGUGAUGGAGGAGCAGAUGGAGGGAAAAGGUGGGGAGGCAGUGACACAGGAAAGGCGGAGACAGAGACCCAAGCAGGUAGUUGUAAAAGGUCAGUGCGUCUGUGAUAAGGCGUGCUUGGACAGCAUGCUCACAGUGAGCGGCCAGGAGCUUGUCAACACGAUAGCUGUGCACUUCACUUGCUACACUGCACUUAGCAGAGCACACGAGCAUCGCAGCACAAGAAGGCUUUUUAAACAUCACAGAGUAACACAACCACGAAGAGAUAAGCUCAAACCACCAGAGUAA